Aedes albopictus (Asian tiger mosquito) is the source of this 1483-nucleotide messenger RNA. RefSeq lists its product as uncharacterized. Gene Ontology annotation, cellular component: SCF ubiquitin ligase complex. Gene Ontology annotation, molecular function: protein binding. Gene Ontology annotation, biological process: SCF-dependent proteasomal ubiquitin-dependent protein catabolic process. The record is from RefSeq and is a predicted model, not a curated record. The coding region runs from base 167 to 1483 and encodes 438 amino acids. NCBI's taxonomy places the organism in Eukaryota, Metazoa, Arthropoda, Insecta, Diptera, Culicidae. The transcript has 2 exons.
AGGCAGCUCAACGUGGCUCAACUGUAGAAACAUUAAAAAUAGAACACAUUCGUUUUGUGCCAUUGAUCAAGUAAUGUUCCAAGAUACAAGAUACUAAAGUGAAAACAGUCAACAAGGAAGCAUCAAUAGUUCAAUCGAAGGUGUUACACUCGUUCACAGUUCCGCGAUGAGCAACGAAGUUUUCCCAAUCAACGAUCUUCCGGAAGAAGUGCUGGAGCACAUAUUCUCAUUUCUUCCAUUAUCGGACCGUAAAUCAGCUUCACUAGUGUGUACAACUUGGGAAAAGUUGGCGUUCAGUCGUAGAUUCUUGCGCGAAGUGGUGUUCCAAAUCGGAUCCCAAGAAACCUUAUUGCACAAAAGCAAACGCCGCUAUAGCAAUAUGUCCGUUAUAUUUGAUAAGCACGUCGUCCACAACCACUUCUUUUACAAACAUCUGUUCAAGUUGUUGGAACUGUUCGCUACAGAUGUCGAAAGUUUACACUGUAGGGGGUACGUAAGCACGAAGCUGCUAUGUAUGAUGGUAAACCGCUUGCCAAAACUGCAGCAGUGGACAGUUGAAUCCGAAGUCACGAACUGGUAUCGGGGCCCAAGGUUCCCUGUGGUCAUGCAACUUCCAGCUCCAGGAUCGUUGAAUAACGAAUUGCAGAUCGAAAUGCCCAACUUGACCCAACUCAGCAUCAGAUUUACAAAUCCGGCGAAUGGAUGGGAUCCUACGGCUGUUUUGCGACAACUAGCUCCACAGCUUAAGAAAGUGGAUUUGUAUUCAACAGUACGUUCCAUUCCUUUGGAACAGCUACAGUUUCUGAAAGCUGAGGUGCUGAAAAUUGGUGGCAGUCUGUGCGUUACAGAUAACGAUAGCGAUCUACGAAUAUUCUUCGCUGGAUUUAGGCUUCUGAAGGAAACAUUAGGUCUAGGACAAGUCUAUGAAGUUUCAGAAAACAGCUUGAAAUGUAACCCAUUGGUGACCGUGAAAAACCUUAGCCUGGAGCUUUCUGAGUGUGAAGACAGUUCCAUCGAACGACUACGACAUCUACUACCGAACGUGAUCGCCAUGGAUGUGGUAACACUCAAAGACGAUUGGACAUUCGAGAGAGGAUUGCGGCACAUCUGCCGAAACUUUCGAGGACUUCAACGUCUGGAAGUUUCCGAUAGGCCCACUCGCAAUCGAAAGUUAGAGAGCGGCCUUCUGGUCCUGGAGCAUCUAGAUCAACUGGAAGAACUUAUCUUCAAGGAUAUUCAUACACGGAUAGUAAAUAUACCGCCGAACCCGCUACUUAAGCGAUUUGUGAUGAACUAUCCCGAGCAGUUGUCCAACGGCGAUUUGCUGGAGUUGGCGAGGCAGUAUCCAAACCUCGAGCUGGGACCGGACAGACAAGUGACAUCUGAGGGAAUUGCUGCUUUCAAAUCGCAACUAGUGAACUGUGCGGUGCACUGUGUCCCGUCAGAUACAAUAUUAAGUAGAGUUUUAGCAAAUAAUCGCUAA